Molecule: messenger RNA, 4761 nt
Organism: Trichosporon asahii var. asahii CBS 2479
Lineage: Eukaryota; Fungi; Basidiomycota; Tremellomycetes; Trichosporonales; Trichosporonaceae
Exons: 9
Coding region: 1-4761 (1586 amino acids)
Biological process (GO): transmembrane transport
Cellular component (GO): membrane; fungal-type vacuole
Molecular function (GO): ATP hydrolysis activity; ATP binding; ABC-type peptide transporter activity
Source: RefSeq, a predicted model, not a curated record
AUGUCUACGAGUGUGCCGAGUCUGGUCGCUCUGUCGAACGUGCGGGUGGCGACUGCCUUUGGUCUCCUCGUCGUCCAGCAGGUCAGCCGCGUGCCCCCGCUCAACGUCGUGCGCAAGAUCUUCACCGACACGAUUCCACUCAAGUCUGUGCCAACUGAUAAGUCACCCGAGGACCCGCAAGUCAUCGCCGACUCGUGGAAGUACGCCCCCAAGAGCGCCCUCCACCACACGCUCGUCGCCAUCAGCGCCAUCGAGGUCGCACUCUGGAGCUAUGCCUUCGGACUGCAGCUUUACGGGGGCAUCGAGCACGAAAUACCAGUGAGGGAUGUCCUCACCGCUGCGGCUGUCGCGGCUGCUAUGCUGCUCUUCCGAAAUCUCUUGCGCCCUCCCAUUGUCCCCCCUUGGACUAACUUGGUCGUCUACCUGUGGUUCGCCGUCCUUUCGGCCGUCGUUCUGGCAGCCGCCGCGUACCAGAAGUACGCUCAUGGCGUCCUGCCGAUAUGGGCCACCGACCGAGUCCUCUUGUUCGAGUCGCUCAACGCCGCCCUGUGCCUCACCCUUGCCGUCGUCGCCGGCUUCCUCCGCUUCAACAGACCGCAGGUGCUCGCGCUGGCGCCGGACGUUGCUCCCGACGAUGUCGUGACGCUCAACCAGUGGCUGACCUUCACUUGGAUGAACCCAUUGAUCAAGAAAGGUGCUGAGCGCCAACUUGAGCCGGAGGACGUGCCAAGGCUCAGCCCUACCCAGCAAACCAAGAUUGUCUUCGACAGCUUCCGCUCGGUGAUCGCGUCUAGCCUCCUAUGGAGGAUUGUCAAGGCAAACCGUUUCGACUUACUCGUCGAUGUCACUCUGACCUUUGUGGCAUGCUGUCUCCAGUAUCUGUUGCCGUUCUUCCUGCAAAGGAUCGUAUCCGGUAUCAUGGAGGGCACCCCUGAGUCUAUCGGCCGUGCCUAUGUCUAUGGAACUCUUGGAUUCUUUGCACAGGUCAGCAAGGCAGUCGUCGACCUGAUCCACCUGUGGCACGGACGCCGCGCAAACAUCCGAGUGAAGUCCGGACUUACCGCCUCGAUCUACGAGAAGGCACUGAAGAGGAAGGACACCGCCGGCGUCGUCCAGAUCAAGGAGGCGGAGGGCAAGACAGAGGAGGUCGACACCAAGCAGAACGCUGCCGACACUGGAAAGGUCGUGAACAUGAUGAGCGGCGAUGCCCAGCGCAUUGCCAACAUGGUCAGCUUCAUGUACCAGAUCUCCACCAACCCGUUCGAAAUCGCCAUUGCAUCCUUCUACCUCUACCACUCUAUCACAUUCAUCAAGUUCUUUGCGUGGACGGGCAAGUGGAAGGAGAGGGCGAUGGACGCCCGUAACGCCGAGCUGAAACAGAUGGUCCGCAGCAUCUUCAACGGCCUGGCGUUCUACCUUCUCUGGGGUCUCGUGCCACUCUGCAUCACGCUGCUCGCCUUCUUCAGCUUCAUCUACUUCCAGCACGGCAAGCUGACUGUCGAUGUCGCCUUCACUGCUCUGGCUCUUUUCCAGAUGCUCCGCAUGCCCUUGAACAUUCUGCCGACGUUCAUCGUCAUGAUGUUGCAGGCCAAGGUCGCCUUGAACCGCAUCAGUGACUUCCUGGCUGAAGGCGAGGUGCCCGAUUGGGUCUCUUCGCUGAAGCGCCCUGCUGAGCAAGGUACUGGUCCCGAGAAGGUUGGCUUCAAGCGCGCCACUCUGCGUUGGAACUCUGGCGCAUCCGUAUCUGAGAGCAACGGAGCGACAAAUGGCACCACUGCUAAUGGAAAUGACGACACCGAGUCCACUCCUCCCUCAGAGGCUGAGGUCUUCGAACUCACGGACAUCAAUGUCAACUUCCCCGUUGGCAAACUCUCCGUCGUCACGGGUCCCACCGGCGCGGGCAAGUCUGCUCUGCUCGUUGGUCUUCUCGGAGAGAUGGACGUGCUGUCAGGUGAGGUCUUCCUCCCGAAGAAUCUUCAGCAGGUGGACCCUGCCACUGGUCUGCGCAACUCGAGCGCGUACGCUGCUCAAACGCCCUGGCUUCAGCAGAUGUCGAUCAAAGACAACAUUCUCUUCGGAGAGGAGUAUGACGAGGAGAGGUAUGAGGCUGCUGUCGACGCAUGUGCUCUUCGGACCGAUUUCGACAUUCUCGAGGACGGCGAUGACACCGAGAUUGGAGCCAAGGGAGUGAGUAUAGUCUCGAAUGGCAGUGUGCUGCACUAUAACCCACUAGAGUAUUCCCGACUAAUCAUGAAAGCCCGAGUUGCCCUGGCUCGAGCGGUCUAUUCAUACACGAAGCACGUGCUCCUCGAUGACCCUCUGGCGGCUGUCGACUCGCACACGGCCAAGCACCUGGUCGAGCAGUGCUUCAACGGCCCGCUCAUGAAAGACCGCACUGUGAUCCUUGUGUCUCACCACCUCGACCUCCUCGUUUCGUCGGCUGACUACAUUGUUCGCGUUCUCGACGGCCGCAUCGCCUGCCAGGGAACACCCUCUGAGCUGAACGGCGAGCUUGCCGGCAUCGUCGCUGUCGAGACCGCCAUCACGCGCAAGGAGGGACCCGUCGCGGCGGUCGAUGCAACUACGCUCGAAGAGCAACAGCUCGGUACAGAGGACGCUGCUCAGCUGAAGAAGAAGGAGAAGAAGAGGGGCCCGGCCCGGAAGCUUGUCAAGGACGAGGAGCGUGCAGUCGGCAACGUCAAGUUCCAGACCUAUGCUCGCUAUUUCCGUGCCGCUACUUGGAUCACCUGGGUUUUCUUCUUUAUCGCGCUCUUCAUCACGCAAGGAUCUAGCUUGCUUGAGCGUUGGUGGCUGAAGAUCUGGGGCGAGGCGUACAACACGAGGUUGCACUCCUGGUUCCAGUUUGCUGGGGCCCACGACUACAGCCAACACAGUCACUCUGAGAUUCGCCACAACUGGAUCUACCACGACUCCAUGGCAUCGUCUGCAAAUGCCACCCCCGAUCUCGCUGUGCAGUCCAUGGGCGAUUACACCAGCAAGCUGCCCUCUGCCGACACACACCCUCUCUUCUACCUCGGCGUUUACGCUUGCAUCGCCGUCCUCACCAUUCUCGCAACUGUGGCGGCCUCUGCCGCAAGCAAGUGGGGAAGCUACCGCGCCGCCCGCACGCUUCACAAUGAGUUACUCGACUCUGUUCUGAGGGGCACCAUCCGCUUCUUCAACACGACCCCCAUGGGCCGCAUUCUCAACCGCUGCACGAAGGACAUCGAGACCGUCGAUGGUUCUCUGGCCGGAUCGCUCUCCACGGUCAUGGUGUACUUCGGCUCUCUGAUCGCCGCCACCGGCAUGGUUGUUUUCGUUGUGCCCUGGUUCGCCAUCCCCGCUGUCGGCAUCAUGGCCAUGUACUACAGCUACGCUGUCCUGUACCUGCGUACCGGACGAGGUCUGCGACGUCUCGAGGCUACAUCAAAGUCGCCCAUCUUCUCUGGCUUCGCUGAGCUUCUGGACGGCAUCAUCAGUGUCCGUGCGUUCAGCGCUGAGCGCCGUUUCUUCGAUGGCAUGUGCAAGCAGGUCGAUGUUGCGAACGCUGCUUUCUACUACUACUGGAUGACGAACCGCUGGCUGCUGCUGCGUUUCGACGUUCUGGGUGCUAUCGCGGUGUACGCGACCACGAUUCUCUGUCUUUCCGGUGCUGUCUCACCCGGAUCUGCGGGUGUCGCCAUCACCAGUGCGCAGGGCUUCGUUCAGGCUUGCUACUGGGUCUCCCGCUUUGUCGGAGAGCUCGAGAUGGACUUCAACUCAGUCGAGCGUAUCGAGGAAUACCUGCUCCUGCCGUCUGAGCCUCCGUCCACGAUCCCCGGCCACCAGCCGCCUGCGUAUUGGCCCUCGUACAAUGGCACCGACGACUUCAUCCGCGCCGAGAAUGUCGAGAUCAAGUACGCUCCCGAGCUCCCCACCGUCUUCAAGGGCUCUUUCUCGAUCAAGCCCGGGGAGAAGAUCGGUCUCAUCGGGCGCACGGGUUCUGGAAAGUCGACUGUGGCGAUGAGUCUGCUGCGCUUCACUGAUCCAGCUGCAGGCAAGAUCAUUCUGGACGGCAUCGAUAUCACGUCGAUCGGUAUCGACGACCUCCGCUCGCGCAUCACAUACAUCCCACAGGAUGCUGUGCUGUUCAGCGGUACAAUUCGCGACAACCUGGACCCCUUCGGCGAGCACACGGAUGCCGAGCUCAUCGAGGCCCUCACUCGGGUCAAGCUCAUCAACCCCGAGACUGCUGCUGCCACAAGGGCUGGUACGCCUUCCGUCUCGCGCAACGCCUCCCUCGUCGCGGUCGACCAGCGCCUUGCCCAGGUCGUUGCGCAGGAUGCUGCGAUCAACCGCAACGAGUCGUCGAGUUCGCUUGCCAGCGGUACAGGAACGCCGCGUGUGCACAUCACGCUGAACAGCGAGGUCUCUGCCGGUGGUGCCAACUUCUCGCAGGGCCAGCGCCAGCUCGUUGCCAUGGCUCGUGCUCUUCUGCGUCGCUCCAACCUCAUCGCUGCCAUCCGCACCGAAUUCAAGACUUCCACCGUGCUCUCCAUCGCGCACCGCCUGUCGAGUGUCAUCGACUACGACCGCCUGCUCGUCUUGGCGGACGGUGGUGUCGCCGAGUUCGACACGCCCAUGAACCUCCUUCGCAAGGGCGGCCUGUUCAAGACGCUCUGUCAGAAGAGCGGCAAGUACGAGGAGCUCUAUCGCGCCGCCGAGCGCAAGGAGCAGGCGGACGGAUCCGAGUCGUCGGAUGCGACUUUGAUCGAGCCUUAA